This is a messenger RNA of Lampris incognitus (smalleye Pacific opah), 1194 nucleotides long. RefSeq names its product E2F transcription factor 4 (gene e2f4). NCBI's taxonomy places the organism in Eukaryota, Metazoa, Chordata, Actinopteri, Lampriformes, Lampridae. The record is from RefSeq and is a predicted model, not a curated record. Bases 1 to 1194 code for a protein of 397 amino acids. Gene Ontology annotation, biological process: regulation of transcription by RNA polymerase II. Gene Ontology annotation, cellular component: RNA polymerase II transcription regulator complex. The transcript has 11 exons. Gene Ontology annotation, molecular function: protein dimerization activity; RNA polymerase II cis-regulatory region sequence-specific DNA binding; DNA-binding transcription factor activity, RNA polymerase II-specific.
AUGGAGCUGGAGUCGGCAAGUAGAACCGAACUGGGAGCAAUGGGAGACCCGCUGCAACCCCAGACCCCUAGCCGACACGAAAAGAGCCUGGGCUUACUGACGACCAAAUUCGUGACUUUGCUCCAGGAGGCGAAGGAUGGAGUCCUGGACCUCAAAGCUGCAGCAGACACCUUGGCAGUGCGACAGAAGCGGCGCAUCUACGACAUCACCAAUGUACUGGAGGGAAUUGGACUGAUAGAAAAAAAGUCCAAAAACAGUAUCCAAUGGAAGGGUGUAGGUCCAGGCUGUAACACCAGGGAGAUAGCUGACAAGCUGAUCGAUCUCAAAGCUGAGCUGGAAGACUUGGCUGUGAGGGAACAUGAGCUGGACCAACAGAAAGUUUGGGUCCAACAGAGUAUCAAGAACGUCACAGAUGACUCCAACAAUAGCCCUAUGGCUUAUGUCAAGCAUGAAGACCUCUGUGGUGCUUUCAAAGGUGACACUCUUCUAGCAAUUCGUGCUCCAACUGGCACACAAUUAGAAGUGCCUAUACCUGAAUCUGUUCUCAACGGGCAGAGAAAAUAUCAGAUCCGCCUGAAGAGUUCCUCUGCUCCCAUUGAGGUCCUGCUUGUCAAUAAGGACCCAUCUAGCUCCUCUCCUGUUGUUCUGCCAGUCCCCCCUCCAGAGGAUGUCCUUCACAGCCUCCCAGCAACAACACCUACCUCCCAGACAUCCAGUGCUGCCUCCCAGGUCCCCAGAGCUGCCCCACUGACUCCCACCCCCUCCAUCAACCCUAGCCCUGCGGCAACAUUAGCAGCUACAGCAGCCAACCGCACAACCUCAGCAGCAGAAGUGACAAGCAACUCUUCGCUCAUGUCUGCAAUAGAUACACCUGCUCCAACACCUCUAGUUACUCAGCAACUCCAGUCAUCUGCUUCACUGGAUGGACCCACCUCCUCUAACGCUUCUGCAGUAUUUGAACCAAUCAAAUCGGAUCCCGCCGAGUUGCUGGACUUCCCCAAAGACCUCUCAGAAAUGUUUGACCCAACGAAAGAGAUCAUGAGUGGGGACCUGUUACAGGACUUGAUGUCGUCAGAAGUGUUCUCUCCCCUCCUCCGACUCUCCCCUCCUCCUGGUGACCAUGACUACAUAUACACCCUGGAUGAGACAGAAGGCGUAUGUGACCUCUUCGAUAUCCCCAUCCUCAAUCUCUGA